GAGGAGUUGCUAAUUCUAGAAGUCUAGAAGUAGAUUUCCUCCUCUGGAAGGACACGAUCUACUGCUAAUAUGGUUAGCUUAUGCGGCUAAGAGACAAGUCGUUAUCGCGGAUUCCUGUGUGAUCUCGCGAUUUCUGCUGUCCGUAAUCCACAAGAAAUUCACCUUACAAACAGAUCCGGUAGGAAUUGGCGUACGGCAAAAAUCGACGCCGUUCCAGAUUGGAGCCAUUCCGGAUGUGGAUCCUGGGUAAAGAAUCCCAUUUGAGCCCAUUUUAAGAUGCCCAUGUUAGCAGCAAACGAGUCCAGCCUCGUACCGAAACAAGUUUUAGCUAGUCUGUUUAUUUCUUACAUAAGUAAAAACAGUGCAAAGGCGAAUUUUUCACGAUUUGUUAAACUUAAGGUUAAUUCACACAAAAGUAAAAUUUCUCAGAACUGAUUUUUUGUUUUUGUUUUAAUGAAUAUAUUUUUGAAAAACCUCCUAAAACUCAAUUUACGUGAAGUUAAAAAGCAAGAAAAACCUACAUUUUAAAAAAUACCCACAUUUUCGUCGACAGGGCUUUAGCGCGAUAAUGUGAAUGACCCAGAUUGGCAUACAACACUUCUUUAGAAACCAAUGGCUGAUAUGUCUAAGACUUUAAUCUUGAUUUAUGAACUAUAGGUAGAAGUCGUCCCACUUUGGAAAACGACGGAGGUCUGGGCAACUGUCGACAAACGUUGAGGCUGAGGAAUCUUGUUUUCGGCCUGAAUCGCUGACUAAUUUCAAGAAGACGGGUAUUUCGGUGGUUUACAAUCUUAUAGACAUGGCGUUAUAUGAUUUUAGUCAAAUACCUGACAGGUUUUGUCUAAACUAAAUCAAUACAAAUAGUGCUUUAAAAUAUAAAGUCAUAUCGAUGUUAUGCCCUCUAGCUUAUCUUCGACCUCUGAGGAGUGUCCACAGGGCUAAAAAUGAAAUACCUGUCCCACACAGACACAGUGAAAACUCACGUGCCCCAGUUGAGUGAACUGUGUAUCUUACGUAAACCACACCUGCUCCUUUUCUAAAUUCUGUCUCCAUUGUAUAAGUGACACGGUUAGAUUACGUCAGGUCAAGGGAGUCAGCGGUCCGAGAUAUUCGCAGAGACUCUGCGGGACGAUAAAACCUUAUCUCACUGCGAGUUCAACCACACACAUGCCAUGGCAUUGACCUCUUCGCCUUUUUUCGCUCUUUUUCGGGCACCUUUGUCUCUUCGCCGUCAUCCCUUUGUGUCGCGGUCACGUGUGCCGAGUCUGGUCCACCUGACCUCCUGUUAUCUACCGAGAAGAGAAAGAGAAAGUUUGUCUUUUAAAAAUAAAAGAAAAAGACCCCCGAACGGACGUCGGGUGUGUGUUUUGGAUGACCGCGUUUGAAAGAGAGGUUUCCUGUUAAACACAUAAUGUCGUAAAAAUGGGAGAUUAAAGAAAAAAAGGGGUGGACAACAGAGCAUGGACUGUGACUCUCUCCCUCUCUCCCUCUCUCUCUCUCUCCCUCCCUCUUGCUUUCUCUCUCCUGGGAUCAUCGCCUGUCUGUAUAAAGGAGAGCCAGUUACCGAGCUGAGUUCGCUGAGUCAGGCAGACGAGAAGAGACUUCAAGCAACCAAUGAAAACCUGAGAGAAGUAGCCACUUGACUUUAGACCGUCCUGAAAACUUGACCGAGUCCUCCUGGAACGUUUUUGGAGACUGUAGAACCGCUCUGUUCGAGGAGAAGAAGAGCUUCUCUAGAGGAAACUAACCAAACCUUGACUUGAAGACUCGCAGAUGAGCGUAGAGAUGCAACGGACAAGCUUCGCCACUCAACGGAAGGCAGCGGCAGCGCUUGGAUUGGUGCUGUUAAUGCUGACUCAGCAGGUGAGUGACCAUUUAAAAAUGUCGGGAAGCUACGAUACCAAACUUGAAAUCUUAGAAACAUCUGCUGUACACUUCUAAAAAUAUUUUGAAGGUUAUUUCAGAGCAUGGUUGUGAAAAGACGAUGGUAAAAAAUGAAAAUAUCAAAGUGUCUAAGGUGUCAUUUGACAUUUUUACGUUUGUGUCUUUGUGUCUAGGUGUGUGCAGGUCCCAUAAUCCAACAGGUCCGGUCCAGCUCAGAUCAGCGGGCAGAUUCAGCCGGGAUCCAGACGCCGCGGAGGGUGGCUCGUAUGACCCCGCUGUGGAGGAUCAUGAACAGCAAACCAUUCGGAGCGUACUGCCAGAACAACUACGAAUGCUCCACAGGACUCUGCAGGUAACGGAUACGAUCAUUUACCUGUUACUCUGUUAGCUAGAUCGGAAACUUUGGGUGCAAGGGCAAUACUGUCCGAUUUUUCUUAUCCGAGUUUACAUUUAGGAAUUAUCACUCAACGUAAGAGGGUUCCAGUCUAAAAGUCACGUUCCGAUCAAUUUCUAAAGAGCAAAAUUUUGAGAACUGUAAAUCGAUGGUUCUACCACCACAUUACAUGAUAGCUUGCAAAAGUAGUGAGCCAUCGUUCUAGCUACUGUCGCAUUAAUGUUAAAAGAUCGGCAAGGUGACAUUUUUCAUAUAUUCAUAAUAAUCUUGUUUUAUUUUGUCAUAUUUUUAAAGGGGCCACGGACACGCGUUCAUCAAUAUCGCCAAUUGACGCAUUCAAGAUUUAGCUAGCUACGAAAGCAGACCCUUGUUAGGUCACAGCGAGCGAAAGUAAUUACUUACAUUGCCGUCAAAUGGGGCUCAUAAAGUCGCCAAGUCAAGUGGUGAAAUCGUGUAAAUUUAAAAGUCGGCGUUCAAGUGGAAACUAAGCGGGAACACGAAUAAAUACAGUAUUAGUGCUAAUAUUAUGUUAUUUCUACGAAACUCCAAAAGAAAAGUCAACAGCUUAGAUUAAUUUGUACUACGUUCAUGGCUAAUGUCAAUCAAACUAUAUUGUAGAAGUUGCACUGUGGCUAACGUUUGUAGCUCCUUCAACCGUAAAGUUCGGCAUUUCUUGAAACUUCUCUAGCCGAGCCACGACUAUUAAACUGAAAGCGCCACAGUCAAAUUUUAAUUUUUAAACUGCUUUAAUUUACUAAAUUUUCUUCAAAAAUCCAUUAGAACGUGUUUGGAUCAUGUAACUCGUAAUUAUCAAUACUAUAUCAAACUUUGUGAAUAUACAGUAAGUUACUUUACUGUUAGCUUAUCGCAAACUUUCUAAAUCCGAAUUUUGUUUUCAGGCAAAAUAUAUUUUAGUCAGUUUAAUUGUCAAGAUAAAAUUUACAAGUAAGUUUGUUCGGGGGAAACUUUGAGUUAUUUUGUAAAAAUCAUGACUAGUCUACUAAGUGCUGCGCUAGCCUAACUUUUUAUUUAAACUGUGAUUUGGCUCCAUAUCUUUUAAUAAUGUCAAAAUAAAAAUACUGAAAUUCAUUAAAAAAUUUAGAAUAGAGGACCAAGAAAGAAUCAAAGCUAAUGUUAUGUGUUUGAUUAUUAUCUCUAUAAACAUCAUUGUGUAAAAAGUGUAACUUAUACUUCUACUGUUGAAAUUGUUUGUCUUUUAAUUUCCAAAUAUCAUCUCUAACUGGUUCUUUCUUGUCUCUUUACAGGGCGGGUCACUGCUCCAACAUCCAGCGCGCCCCCUCAGAAACCGCAAACUACUAGAUACCCAAGGACACGAUCAGCACGUUUACUUGAGCGUUUAGUUAUAUAACUUUUUACCACUUGAGAUAUGCACGUAUCCAGCUUUUUUUUAAAUUGAAUUUGUAUUUAUAUGAUCCCAAAAAGUUUCUGAUACAAAUGUUUAUAAAUUCAUACAUCAGGUAGUGUCCAAGAAAAGGCAUAUAUGUGGGAAUUAUCGCCUUUUGUUUCGUAUUUUAGUAGAUUAAAAUAAGAUUUGGAUUGAGUUGUAGGUUAAUUAACUUUAUUUUCCUGGUUUUAACAAAUGUGCAAACAACUACAGACUUCAGCCUUGGUUCAAAUUUUGUGAUAUAAGAUACAAAAGUAGCUUUUAUAUAUAUACAUAUAUAUAUAAAUCAGUGUUUGGUUAUUAUGGUCUGUAUGAUUCCAAAUUAUUUAUCUGUUUUAUAAGUUUUGUAACUUUGCAGUGGGGGGUUCUUUAAAAGCAGCAUGUCCGUGUUCACCACCAGACUAGUUUUUGAUAAGUUAUCUCUUGAGUGUGUCCUUCGGUCUUAUCAUUACCAUGGAAACACGCGAGGAUUUUCAACCCAGAGGGGAAAAAUUUGGUUUAUCUCAAACCUUCAUGCUGACAUAAACAGGGCAAGUGGACACAAUAUUGGAAGAACUGAAAAAUGACUGAUUACAAGUGUCUUAGAUUUCAUCACUUGAGUAACUUUCAGCAGUUUUUAUCAACUUGGAUUUCUGCUAAAGCGGAAAAAACAGAUAAAGUUGAAAUGUGUGAAAGAUAUAAAAAUUGAGGGUUUACCUGAAGGAGUAAAGGUUUAUGUUAUGGAUGCAAUGCUUUACCAGAAUUUCUAUAUUUUUGUGAAUUUUAUCAAACGUUUCAGAAUUUUACUUACUUGUGUAUUCAAUUAUAUCUAAAAUACUUUCUUUAUUGUGUGCAAAUCUUAGGAGCAGAUCUGGUUCUUCUUGGCGAAAGGCCUUUGUGUCCUUUUUUUAUUUUUGCACAUCCAUCUCCUCAAUUUGACGAGCAAUCAGGGAAAAAAAAAGCUUUAGAUUCGCCUGCAGAGUUUACACCACGCACAGAGCAGGCGAUUCCUGGUACUUUGUUUUAUUUUAUUUUACACUAACAUUUUAAGUAGGAUUGCACUUUUAAACAGAAAUUAUCUUUGUACUGUGUCCUGUCCGCUGUGUGUACUGUACGACGACAUGUAGAAGGCUGGAGGAAUGAAAAAAAGUGGAAUAAACACAUUGGAAAGAAAAA
This is a messenger RNA of Xyrichtys novacula (pearly razorfish), 4838 nucleotides long. The record is from the annotation of a GenBank genome assembly. NCBI's taxonomy places the organism in Eukaryota, Metazoa, Chordata, Actinopteri, Labriformes, Labridae.